Messenger RNA from Kwoniella shivajii, 3969 nucleotides. RefSeq lists its product as uncharacterized. The transcript has 8 exons. Gene Ontology annotation, molecular function: protein binding. Gene Ontology annotation, biological process: Golgi to vacuole transport; Golgi to endosome transport; protein targeting to vacuole. The record is from RefSeq and is a predicted model, not a curated record. Gene Ontology annotation, cellular component: Golgi apparatus; membrane. Bases 1 to 3969 code for a protein of 1322 amino acids. Lineage: Eukaryota; Fungi; Basidiomycota; Tremellomycetes; Tremellales; Cryptococcaceae.
AUGAUUUCUCAACUCUGGCUAUCAAGAUCUCGCCAUCGACCGGCCAGGAUCUCCUACAGACUAGCUCUCAUCGCCAGUCUCGCACUAUGUCUGCUCUUCUCACCCAUCGUCACAGCUGGAGAUCCAGAGGUCACCGUGACUCGAGUGGAGAACCUGCCCAAUCGGCUGUUCUACUUUGAUGACACUCCGGUGGUACUAUUCCAUGACCCUGUCAGACUGACCGUUAUGCGCUCUCCUGAUGAGGGUAAGACCUGGUCACCGAUUAGUGGCCCUCAAGACGGCGAAGCUGUUCGAUUGAUUGACCAUCCUCAUAACAACAAAAUGGCUUUCAUCAUUGGAAGAGACACCACUCAUUGGGUGACAUAUAAUCAAGGAGAUAGCUGGCAAUCGUUUGAGACUCCUCAUGAAGCAAGUCUCGGUGGAUCGAUGCUUUCUUUUCAUGCCGAGAAUGAUGGUUGGAUACUAUUCCAAAGCCGGGUGUGCGAGGAUACAGGUUCAGGAAAGUGGGGAGGAGGAAGAUCGUGCUGGGACGAGACUUAUUACACUAAAGAUGCUUUCCGAACCGAACCUCAACUUCUUCUCGCCCAGACUUCUCAAUGUCUAUUCGCUCGCUCAUCCGACGCUUUCGUCGGCGCACUAGAGACCCUUAUAUUCUGUGUCGCCUUUGACCAAAGUAAUAAACCUGGAGGAGGACAUAGCUUCAAGGAAAGCAGACUGUAUUCGUCAGAGGACUGGUAUCAAACCAAGAAUUUUGUGGACUUGGGUAUUGGGAAACGAGCGAGAGGUGUGGUGGGACUCGGAGUGGUGUCAAAGUUCAUGGUGGCGGCACUCAAGGUGUCGGACGGUGAAGGAGCCAGAAGAGCGGGCGAUGGUGAUCCCAUCGAGGGAACGUAUUUUGUGGAGGCUUUGGCGGAUACCAACCGGAAUGAUUAUGGAAUCGUAGAUUUUGAACAACUGGUCGGGCUGGAAGGAGUUGGGAUCGCCAAUGUCGUUGCAAAUCGAGAGGAAGUCGUGGGUUGGGGAGAGGAGAAGCGGAUCAAGAGCAAGAUCACGUAUGAUGACGGAUCAAGUUGGAGGUUCCUCAAGGCUCCUGUCACCGCGAUGAACGGAGAUGACUGGGGGUGUGAUCGAAACGAUAUCGACGGGGCUCACAAGUACGAGUUUGGAGAUCAAGGAAGUAUUCUCGUUAUUGUGAACGAUGAGGAAGCAACGGACCACGUCAAGUAUUCUUAUGAUGGUGGCGGUACUUGGACACAAUUGGAUCUAGGUGUUUCGAUUCGUGGUUUAGUUCUCACCACCAUUCCCGAUUCAACUUCGCAAAAGUUCCUCCUUAUCGGUACGCUUCCUCGACGAGACUCUGGCAAAGGAGGUCGCCAUGCCCUCAUCUUCCUUGAUUUUGCGCCCGUUCAAAAUCGACAAUGCACCAGUUCAGAUCUUGAACGAUGGUACGCCCGAAGUGCAGAAGGCAAGGAGUGUCUCAUGGGUCACAAGCAAUGGUAUCAAAGACGAAAACUUGACGCUCAAUGUUAUGUCGGCAACAAAUUCGAAGAUCCCGUAGGACAUGAAGAGAACUGCGCUUGCACCGAUGAGGAUUACGAGUGUGAUUUCAAUUAUGUUCGACAGGACGGAGAAUGUGUUCCCGUAGGUCCAGAACCGGUCCCUGCGGGAACAUGCAACAAGCAGGAUGAUGAGUAUCUAGGUUCAUCCGGAUAUCGAAAGAUCCCUGGAAAUACUUGUGAGAACCGAUCGGGUAAAGCAAAGGACAGUCCGAUCAUGAAGUCGUGUUCCUCUGCUAGACCAGAGAACGGCAAAGUAUCCCACGUCACCCACGAAUUCAACUCUGCUAUCACGCAACAUCAAUACUUUCCUGGGUCUCAAUCUAUCCUCCUUCAGCUCAGCGAUGGUACAGUGUGGCAAUCAAGCAAUGAAGGCUUCUCCUGGAAACAACUUUACGAGCAGGAAACAUUCCUUGGAGUCACCAUGCACACGUUUGCUAGUGAAAGGGGUUAUCUUCUGACUGAUUCAAAGAGGAUCUACCAUACUACCGAUUAUGGAAGAUCUUGGAAUGUCAUUACCGCUCCCGAGGUACCAAACAAUCUGGGCAUUCCUAUCCUUGAUUUCCAUCCUACAAAAUCAGAUUGGCUUAUUUACACCGGCGCUACUGGAUGUGCCGACACGCUGUCAACAAACUGUCGAGCUGUGGCAUACUACUCGACUGAUCAUGGUCGUCGAUGGAAGAAGAUUGAAGAGUAUGUACGGAAUUGCGCUUGGGCGAGGGACGCGAGAUUGAAGAUUGAUGAGAGGGAGAUCAUUUGUGAAUCGUACAAGAACAAGAAAGGGUCGCAAAACGGUGGAGAUUACAAUCCUCUCGAAUUGAUCGCUGGUGCCAAUUACUAUUCCAAAAAGAUCAAGCUGUUUGAUGCGGUCGUUGGAUUUGCCAGUUUCUCGGAAUACCUAUUGGUCGCAAAAGUAUGUGGUGGUUUGACGAUAUCAGAUGCUGACGUAUCCAAUUCAAAUGGAACUUAUUACAAUCUCGCCGUCGAGUAUGUCAAUCGAAAUACCGCGGGAUACGUAGAUUUUGAGAAGAUGCUUGGUCUUGAUGGAAUCGCUGUGAUCAACGUGGUUGCAAACCCAAACGAAGCAGAUAUCUCGGGGAAGAAGAAGCUUCAAACGCGGAUUACCCACAACGAUGGUGGUACAUGGAAGCCUAUGAAUCCUCCUCCGAAAGACUCUCUAGGUCAGGAAUAUGAUUGUCGAUCGACUGUGAGUCAUUGCCAUGGUGUUUACAAGCUGACCCGUCAGUCUUGCUCCUUGCAAAUUCACGGUUAUACCGAACGACGAGAUCCCAAAGCAACCUACAGCAGUCCAUCGGCUGUCGGUCUUAUGCUUGCAGUCGGUAACGUCGGGGAAGAGCUCGCAGCGUAUACCGACUCGGAUGUGUUUUUAACCAGAGAUGGUGGUUUUACCUGGGAAGAGGUGCACAAGGAUGCGCAUAUAUGGGAAUUUGGUGAUUCCGGUUCGAUACUUGUCUUGGUCAAUGACGAGGAAGCUACCGAUCAUAUCUUGUUCACCACGGAUGAAGGUCUUACCUGGAACGAUUAUACCUUUGGACAGACUCUUCGAAUAAGAACGAUCCAAACUGUCCCAGACGACACCAGUCGACGUUUCCUUUUAAUCGGUAAUGUGCCCGGACAAUCAGAUAAAUCGGUUCUUGUUCAUCUCGAUUUCUCAGCUAUAACCAAUAUCAAAUGCCAACUUAGUAUUGAAGACCCCAAUCACGAUGACUUUCAACUGUGGUCACCCAGCGAAGGCAGGGAGGAAAAUUGCUUAUUCGGUAGGCAGACAUUGUAUCACCGACGUAUCAGAGACAGAAAUUGUUAUGUGGGGGAAAGGGUCAACCAGCCGAAAACGAUUGUCAGAAACUGCACUUGCACACCCGCGGACUUUGAAUGCGAAUUCAACUACAGACGCGAUGCUAGCGGUAAUUGUGUCCUGGUCGAUGGCGCUUUACCUCUUUCCCUCGAUACCGAGUAUGAACAGUGUGACGGGUCUACCGACUACUGGUAUGAAAGGACGGAAUAUCGCAAGAUUCCUUACUCUUCUUGUGAAGGUGGUGAGAGGCCCGACAGAGGGAAAAGACACGAUUGUCCCGGUUUGAUAUUACGCGGUGGGUUAGGUGGAUUAUUCUGGGGAUCAGUGGCUAUUAUUCCUUUUGCGUUUGCUGGUCUAGCAGGUUGUUCCAUCCGUUUGGGAGAUCAUCGGGCAUUCGGAGACGACUCGCCUGCUGCAGGUGUUUUAUCAGUUGUCGCAUCAGUGCCAGUCUUCCUCAUUGCUAUCACGCAAGAAGGUUGGGCAUGGGUGACGAGAAAAGUCCCAUUCCUCGAUGAUCUAUUUGCGAGGAGAACACCGUAUAGGAGUGUACCGAUUGACGAUGAUGCCGAAGUACUGGGCAAUUACGAAGACGAGUAG